Molecule: messenger RNA, 1762 nt
Organism: Myxozyma melibiosi
Lineage: Eukaryota; Fungi; Ascomycota; Lipomycetes; Lipomycetales; Lipomycetaceae
Product: cytochrome P450
Exons: 2
Coding region: 122-1750 (542 amino acids)
Molecular function (GO): monooxygenase activity; iron ion binding; oxidoreductase activity, acting on paired donors, with incorporation or reduction of molecular oxygen
Source: RefSeq, a predicted model, not a curated record
AACAAAAAACAUCAUCUCAUCUCUACUCACUCUCUUUACUUUCCAGUAAUACCCAUAUUGCUCCUCUUUUGCUAGCAUUUGACGCUGAACGUACAUAAGAGACAAUACUAGCAGCAACAACAUGGCGUCUCUGGCAGUCAUCGGCGCAUCGUGGCUUACGGCUCUGCUACUUAUCCACCGAUACAUUCACCCAAUCUCAAACAUCAUAUUCUACCCACUUCUCCUCCUCGGUUUAGCCGCUCGACGAAUUUAUUACUGGCGCAUAUACCCGUUUUAUGUUUCAAAGCUGCGGGACCUCCCGCAACCAGACUAUCCGGUGCAUCCGCUGUACGGUCAUCUCCACGGCGAGGCGAUGAACCGCAACGACGGAGGCGCGACGCUGAAUUGGGCGGAAGCAGCUCCGCCAGGUACCCAUCUCCUUCGAAUCCUCGGCAUGUUAAACACAGAGCGCGUGGUAUUGGUCUCUUUGGCAGCGGUUCAGGAAGUGUUGCAGACGCAGUGCUACGAUUUUGAAAAGCCGCCAUUCCUAUCAAAGAGCUUGAACGGCGUGCUCGGAAAUGGACUCUUAUUUGCCGAAGGCGAAGUGCACCAACGUCAGCGUAAAAAACUUAUGCCUGCGUUCUCUUUUGGAAGAACCAAAAAGCUCGUGCCUGUUUUCCUCGAAGAGGCCACUCGACUCGUUAAAGUGUUUUCAAAUUCGAUCGACGCCCAGAGCAAGAGUGACGACAAGAAGCGGCCGACGGUUGAACUAGCAAAGCAGGUUUCGCGCCUGACACUUGACAUCAUCUAUCGUGCAGGUUUGGGUCUUCGCUUUGAUGCGCUCGAGAACCCAGAUAAUGAGCUCGCACGCGCGUAUGAAAACAUUGUUUCUCCCAAGGGUAAAGCUGGAAAGCUAUUUUUCCUUCUGUCGGCGCUGGUGCCAUGGUUUUAUCGAUUGCCGUUUGAGCGUAACAACGUGAUGCGACAAUCGCGCGCGACAAUCAACAAGUUUGCCACAGAUGCGAUUCAGAAGAAGAGGGAGAAGUUUGAGGCAGAAAAGGAAAAGAAGAAUGAAGAUGGCAAGAGGGAUGUUGAUAUUAUCAGUAUUAUGAUUGAAGGUGGGCCCGAAGAAUGGAGUGUACAGGGCAUGGCUGACCAGCUGCUUACAUUCCUGGUUGCCGGCCACGAAACAACAGCGUCCUCGAUGACCCUGGCAAUGGACCAACUCUGCAAGCAUCCCGAAUUACAGACCCGUCUUCGCAACGAAAUUCACACCGCAUUCCCGUCAGGAUACAGCUCGAUCAAAACCUACGAGGACGUGGAGUCUCUCAAGUUUCUCAACAAUUUCAUUCGCGAAGUUUUACGCUUUACACCGCCGGUGGUCGCGACUAUCAGGCAGGCGAUGAAGGACUCUUACGUGGCAGGACAAUUCAUUCCCAAAGGCACGUUCAUUACUGUUGCUCCAGGAGUUACAAACAAGCUCAAGAGUAUAUGGGGUGAGGACGCGCGCGAGUUUAAGCCGGACAGAUGGAACGACCCGGAGAUAUUGGCGGGCGGAAACAGUAUGGCUUUCCUGACGUUUAUCGCUGGUCCGAGGGCUUGUAUCGGACGACGGUUCUCGGAGCUCGAGUUCAAAUGCCUCUUGAUUGCCUUGAUCGGGCACUAUGAGUUUGCGUUUGUCGAGGGAGAGCCGGAGAUUAAAUUCACGACUAGGUUUACGUACAGGCCGGAGGGUAAUAUGCCCUUGGAAAUCAAGCGGGUGGAAUGGUAGAAAUGCAAUAGA